CUGGGCGAUAGCGUGUGGUAGUAGAAUACAGACAGUGUUUUGUUUUGUUCAAAUAUAAAGAUAAUGUUUCUUUAAUUUUAGAGUGUGAUUUUAGUAGGCUACUCAGUGGAUGCUGGAUCACGUUCAUAGGUUUCUGAGAUGAGCUCCGAUGUGGUUUGGGAUGCGCAGUGCGCUUUGCUGCCGCUGCUGACUGGGACUGCUGCAGUGUAAACAAGACUGUCCGAGCCUGCAGCGCUGCUUUCUGUGGGCGGAAAGAUAACCACACAGUUGAUUUUUCAUAUUAAAGGAGAACAGUUUCAUCAUGGACCCUUCGUCGUUUUUCAGUGCGCAACGACGUCAUUUCUGCAGCGGAGAAACUAGCUUGCUUUUUUAAAUAAACUGGACAAAUCUGUCAGCCAGCACAUCUGCUACCUCUAUGCAACCAGCAAAUGUAGAUCCUACCGUUUGAUUAAUCAGAUGGACUUUGCUGUUGAGGGAGUAGCCUACCAACUGUUCCUUGUGUCGCAGAACAAUGAGUGACAACCAGGAAACAUCAGAUGCUGAUGAGGACACGACUCCGGCCGAGAGCGCGACCUUGCCGCUCCGGCCGCCGUGCGACCGCCUCCCUUGCCACAAGAGCAGCGUGUGCUCCCGCUCCUACUUCGUGGUAGUGAUGGUGUUUUUUCACGUAUACAUCAUUAAUGUUAUAUUACUGCUAUUUUACGUGCACUACAACAGCGGGCAGGAAGACGCCAGCCGGAGUCGUGACGCUCCGAGCAGUAACCACCAGCGCCCCGAGUCGCGACGUCCGCCAUCAAAGCCCGAGUUCCUGCGUGAUGUUUCCCUAACAAGACUCGAGGGGAUAAGGGUGGGACACGUCCAGAAGGUGUCACUGGUGCCAGGCAAAGUGCAUGAAAUGCGGACUCUGAGCAUGAAACCUCUGCUGUUUGAGAUCCCCGGGUUUUUGUCAGACGAUGAGUGCCGUGUUGUGAUGCAGCUUGCACAGCUAAAAGGACUGAUAGAAAGCCAGCUAAUGGUGCAAGACGGCCAGGAGGAGCUGGCCAAGGAACUCAACCUCAGCCCAGAGGAGAUCUUCAACCUUCUUGAUAUCAACCAGGAUGGACAAUUACAGCUCCAUGAGAUACUGACUCAUUCUCGAGUAAGGGACGGCAUCUGGCUUACACCGGAGAAUCUGCGAGAAAUCUAUGCUGGGCUCAAAGCUGACAAGGAUGGUAAUGGUUUGCUGAGUCUGGAAGAGUUCAGGCUUCUGAGCAAUGAUGCCUUCCAGCGCUUCCUGCUGCAGCGAGGGGUGAAGAGGAGUCAGCUGGUGAGAAACAGCAGACACACCUGGCUGUAUCAGGGUAAAGGAGCACACCAGGCCCUCCAAGACAUUAAGACUAAGGUGACACGGCUCACUCGGCUCCCGCCUGCAUUAGUGGACCUCAGUGAGCCACUCCAGGUGGUUCGCUAUGAGGAGGGAGGACACUACCACGCCCACCACGACAGCGGCCCUGUGUAUCCUGAAACAGCUUGCACACACACGCGCCUGGCAGCCAACACAUCCACUCCUUUUGAGACGUCUUGCAGGUACAUCACAGUUCUCUUCUACCUGAACUCUGUUGAGGGAGGUGGGGAGACUGCAUUUCCUGUGGCAGACAACAGGACCUAUGAUGAAGUGUCUCUAAUACAGAAUGACGUCGAUCUUUUGGACACCAGAAGGAAUUGUGACAAGAGUAACCUAAGGGUGAAGCCUACCAAAGGGACAGCUGUUUUCUGGUACAACUACCUUUCUGAUGGAAGAGGUUGGGUGGGAGAGCAGGAUGAAUAUGCUCUGCAUGGAGGCUGUAUGGUCACCCAUGGCACUAAGUGGGUCGCAAAUAAAUGGAUCAACAUUGAUCCAGAUUACCAGCGGCAGGCUCGCUACCAGCAGCUGGUUUCACAGCAGUCAGAAGAUGAGGAUGAAGAAGGUCUGACUCCAAACCCAGACAUACAGAAUUCUAAUAUUCAUCAAGACUUGUAGCUCAUAAACCAAAUUUAUAUACAGUCAAAAAAAAAAUCUACCUAGCCUUCCUUAGUCCUGUGCACAACGCCUUUGGCAACAUCCUCCGUGGCCAGUAUGUAGAGACAAGAUUUAUUCAGGGAAUGAGGUCACACUGGGUUUAUGCAACUGUAAAGAUAUGCUUUUGUUAAAUAAUGCUUGGAUAUUGUUAUCCUGUUAUUUUUGAAACUCUAAUAAUUUCCCAUUUCAGGAAUGUUGCACUAGAAACUCAUUGAAGGAGUUGAGACAAAAAAAUUCCUUUGCAUGCAUUAGCUUCACAGAUUUUGUUGUUGCUAUGAGCAGAAAUUGCACUUAAAAAUUGAAAUGGCUACUGUAAACAUUUCAAUGUCCUACCUUGUCAUUGCUGCCAUUACCAAAAAAGGCUCACACAUUGUCAGUGUGAAGCAUGUUGUCUUGCUACUUGUAAUCCUCAUUUUCUACCAGAUUCUUCUUGAAACGUGUUGUUUGUAUGUUUAAUUUAAUUAUAAGUUUAUUUUGUUUUCUCUACACAUGCACUCUGUCAUUCUCUCACGUUGAAUAAAAGUAACUUAAGCU
This is a messenger RNA of Etheostoma cragini (Arkansas darter), 2572 nucleotides long. RefSeq names its product prolyl 4-hydroxylase, transmembrane (endoplasmic reticulum) (gene p4htm). NCBI's taxonomy places the organism in Eukaryota, Metazoa, Chordata, Actinopteri, Perciformes, Percidae. The transcript has 9 exons. Gene Ontology annotation, cellular component: endoplasmic reticulum. Bases 512 to 1999 code for a protein of 495 amino acids. Gene Ontology annotation, molecular function: iron ion binding; procollagen-proline 4-dioxygenase activity; L-ascorbic acid binding. The record is from RefSeq and is a predicted model, not a curated record. Gene Ontology annotation, biological process: peptidyl-proline hydroxylation to 4-hydroxy-L-proline.